Molecule: messenger RNA, 767 nt
Organism: Tuber aestivum (summer truffle)
Lineage: Eukaryota; Fungi; Ascomycota; Pezizomycetes; Pezizales; Tuberaceae
Source: the annotation of a GenBank genome assembly
CCCGAGAAUUCAAACAAGUUUCGUACGAUAUCUACCCAUUCAUCCCCUCGCUCAUCCAUUCUCCCUCCCAUUCGCGCCCAUUUCGCCAGCGUUUUGUCGCCACUCGGUUCAGCUCUGCCCACUCCACCAUGAGUGAGACCAAAGUUAUCCAGUAAAUGUCUUAGAUAACAUGAGGAAGAAACACAAAGUGAAUCAAUCUUUCCGGGGCAAGCCCACUUCCGUUCAGGCCAACCGGAGCAGCCCAGCGCUGGACUCUCGGCCUAAUCGCACGAUAUGGCCGUGUUUCUCAUCAACCUUGGGUGGUGGUGGUGGUGGUGGUGGUGGUGGUAGAGGAAAGAAAAAAAGAUGGGGAAGUCGAUGGGGGGAGCGAGGGGAGGGGGCUUUUUUUUUUCGGGAUCCCGUCGGAGGCGUCGUGGAUCCCACCAUUCCGACAAAAACCGUUAGGCAAAGCCGAAGUUUGCAUAAUUCGCGGAAGUCCAGCGAACAGCUUAACAGAGCGAGCGGGAAUCGUCUUAUUUUUCCUAUUUUCGUUUUUUGUUUUUUUCAUCAUACUUUUUAUUUCCUUUUCCCAGAUCUCUCCACUAUCAUCACGUUAUCACCAUAUCCAAGAUAGUUCUCCCUCUCCCCCACUGUCUACUACUACUGAACGGCGAUUCACAUUAACAUUAUUCCAAAUAAGGGAGUUUCGGCGUUGUUGUUUUUUUUCUUUCCUUUUCUUUUCUUUUUUUUUUAGAGGUUAGCAGAAUCCAGCUUGAUUUGCCACUGAG